Molecule: messenger RNA, 1743 nt
Organism: Drosophila gunungcola (fruit fly)
Lineage: Eukaryota; Metazoa; Arthropoda; Insecta; Diptera; Drosophilidae
Biological process (GO): SCF-dependent proteasomal ubiquitin-dependent protein catabolic process
Cellular component (GO): SCF ubiquitin ligase complex
Molecular function (GO): nucleic acid binding
Source: RefSeq, a predicted model, not a curated record
AUUCAAAGAAAACAAACUCUUUCGUAAGUUUAGAAUUUAUAACACUACAGAAAGACCUUUAGACAAAGUUGAAUUCACAAUUUCUAAAAUAUUCCUAACUGCACCAAGACCUGAUCAGGAUGUGGCGCAUUUUAAAGCCACGUCACAGGAACUUUUACGUUGAGAACGGUGUGGCAUAUACCGAGGAUGUUAAAGAAGUGCGGCGGGUGGAGGUCCUUGCAAACUUGCCAAUCUCAAAGCAGAGCCUUGUGGAGCAUUUCUCAAGAUUCGGAUCUGUACAGGUGGUCCAAUGGGAUGAGGAAAAGCUAAGUGGAUCGGUGCUCUUUGAAGAGGCCACGCAAGCGGCCGAGGCCCUAUAUUGCUUAAAGCACAAGUACAAUGGCUGUGAGUUGUGUUUGAGGGCCGGUGACACUUGGGAUCAACCGCCGGAUAGAGAGGAGCCGGGAAGGCAGAGUGCAGACUGUCUACCCAUCGUCGACGAUGCUUGGGGAUUGGUGCUCGACUAUCUGCCUCUGAAUGCUCGUCUCAACUUUGCCUCCAGUUGCCAACGAUUUCAGACGAUUUACCAACUAGAGUCGCAACAUAUGAGUCGAGUGCUCAAUAUAAAGCAGGUCUGUAUGCUGACGGCAUGGAACAUCAAGGAAAUGAUGCGCCUUUCCGGAGAACACAUUCAUCGUUUGGAAGGUGGCCCGCUGCACCCGUGUUGGCCGCAUUUCAAUCAAUUUGUCCAGCUGCUAGGCUCAAGCUGCCCAAACCUGACUGAGCUUUCAUUCCAUCGCAUUUCACUGAGCCCCUAUCAUAUGCAAAACCUAUUCGAGAGUCCCAAUGGCUUGCACAAAGUUACCAGCCUAGCUCUGCGCCGUUGCGACCUUUCAGAUCGGGAUCUGCUCUACUUGCAACCGCUCACCCAACUGAGGACUCUAGAUCUUCGAGAGAAUAAUGGACUUUGGGGAUCUACUUUAGGCAAUCUGCCAGAUUCCGUGGAGACUUUAAACCUUUCGGGCUGCGAAAACUUGGAGCCCACCCUGCUCUCUAAUCUGGAAGCUCUGCCACUUCUUCGCGAGCUGCGCUGCCCGCAGAUUCGUCUGCGCAAUUUCAACCACGAAUGGAUGGACGAAUUUCAAGUUGAGAACUUGGCCACAGAUGAGCAUGUCUACCGCGAGCUGGUGCAGAGCUGUCCCUUGCUGGAGGUGCUCGAGGUGACAGUGUGUCCGUACAUGGACGAGCCGCAGCUAGGCGGUCUUUCCCAUCUGCGCACUUUGGUCCUUCGCGCCAUUCCAUUGGAACCGCCACCCUACCAGGUGAACAAUUCGCUGCUUCUGGCCCUCGUGGAAAUGGAUUCGCUGCGGCAUCUAGAGUUCCGGGAAGGUGGUCCGGGUUUCGUGGAUGAAGUCGGUCUGAAGAUCAUUUCGCAGCUCAAGGAAAUACGAUCUCUAGUUUUACGCAAUCAGGACUUUGAGGCACAUGAACUCAGGCAACUGCGCAAGCUAAACGCCUUAGAGCUGCUGGACCUGAGCGAUUCGCCGCAUCUCUCCAAUGAGAUCGCCAGCCAAUUGGCCAAGACGCUUAGCCGGCUGCGUCAGUUGAAAGUCAAGCGAUGUCCUCUUAUCUCACGGCGUCUAAUCGAGAUCCUCAAGGACAGGACCAUGCUCCAAGUGGACAUUUAGAGUCCUACAUUGUUUCAUUCUGCUGUUUUAUUGUUCUUUUAUUUUGUAUAUAUUUUAAAUUAUAUAUUUUUGUUAG